AUGGCAGUACUCGGCACGAUCGCUGGUUUCUCAUUGUUCGGUUUAGCAGCGCGUUUCGGGCAGCUCGCAAUAAAGAAGAGAAAUCUCAUGGAGAACCUCGGUGGGCACGCAUUAUCAAUGGGCGUUUUUGGUUAUGCUGGAUAUUGGGCAUAUCAGUGGGACGAACGUGCGGCUGUGAUGCUUGCGCAGAAGCGUGCGGAGAUUACUGAGCGGAGAGAACGGAAGUUGGCGCAUGCUGCAUGA
Molecule: messenger RNA, 243 nt
Organism: Suillus clintonianus
Lineage: Eukaryota; Fungi; Basidiomycota; Agaricomycetes; Boletales; Suillaceae
Exons: 2
Coding region: 1-243 (80 amino acids)
Source: RefSeq, a predicted model, not a curated record